Molecule: messenger RNA, 2451 nt
Organism: Sclerotinia trifoliorum
Lineage: Eukaryota; Fungi; Ascomycota; Leotiomycetes; Helotiales; Sclerotiniaceae
Source: the annotation of a GenBank genome assembly
ACGAGGAGGCAUAAUCAAUCACCCAAAGGCAUACAACAUCAACCGGCAUAAUGGGUAAAAAGAGAGUUGGCGCAUUGGAGAAGGUUGAUGCGGAUCUGUAAGAUUCCAAUUGCCUUUUUUCUUCUGACCAUUGCUGACCUCUUCAGUCCGAAUUUACAAUACAAGAUUCGAAGAGAUCCAAAGUAAGUACACACUUUCCAUAAUGGCAACGAGAUCAUCAUUAACAUUUAUACCAGAUCAUAUGCAGAAGAUUUCUUGAAUCAAUAUGGACAAUAUCAAUCACAGAGAGACAUUUAUAUGUCUUCUCCUUCCACAGCCACAUCUGGCGGCAUCGUAUCAUUUCACGACCUUAUCGAUUUCGUCGCACAUUGUUCGGACUGUUUCCCAGAAGAUACCGCAGAGUUUCCAGUGGAUCUCAAACAGAUUCUCACUUUACAUCAUGCUGAGCUUGAGAGCGAAUUGCGCGAGAAGAUUGUGGGCAGUUUAGUAUUAUUGCGACGAAAGGAAGUGAUUGAUUCAGCCAACCUUCUUAACACACUGUUUCCAAUACUGGUAGCUACUCCCAGUAAAACUCUGCGCACGCUACUAUUCCAGAAGAUCCUAUCAGAUCUCCGAACUUCAAAUUCAAAAAGCAUCAACCAUCGUCUCAAUCGAACAAUGCAAACAGCAUUAUUCAAUCUUCUCACAUCCGAUCGAACAUCUUCAAAGGGAAUCUGGGCUGUUAAAAUUACAAGAGAAUUAUGGAAGCGACAGAUAUGGACAGAUGCGAAAGCUGUCGAGAUUAUGAAGGAAGCUAGUUUGUCAGAUAAUGAGAAGGUUAUUGGAGGUGGAGUACGGUUUUUCCUGGGUGGUGACAAGGAAAGAGAGGAGAUGGAGGACGAAAGCAGUGAUGAGGAAGCCAUUGAUAUUGGUAAACUGAAGCAUCAAGUUGGAAUUAAUAAGAAGACAAAGAAGAAGACGAAGUCAUUAGAAAAAGCCGUCGAAAAGGUACGAAGGAAGGAAAAGAAGAGCAAAGCACCUCACCCCUUGAACUUCUCCGCGCUGCACCUCUUGCACGAUCCCCAGGGUUUCGCCGAAUCCCUAUUUUCGAAGCAUCUUCAAAAUUCAAAGUCGAAACUAAACCUUGAACAAAAACUUAUUGUCCUACAAUUGGUCUCACGACUUGUUGGUCUGCAUAAGCUUACAGUAAUCUCAUUAUAUUCAUACUUCACCAAGUACCUUACACCACGACAACCAUCAGUUACCUCAUUUUUGGCAUCUCUAGCUCAAGCAACACAUAAUCUUGUUCCACCCGAUGCUUUAGAACCUCUGGUACAGAAAAUUGCCAAUGAGUUCGUCUCUGAAGCAUCGGCUUCGGAGGUUGCUGCUUCUGGACUUAACGCUAUUCGAGAAAUCUGCGUGCGACAACCUUUAGCUAUGAACGACACACUUCUUCAAGAUCUUAUCAUGUACAGGAAGAGUAAGGAUAAGGGAACAAUGAUGGCUGCGAAGGGAUUAUUAUCCUUGUACCGUGAAGUUGGAGCUGAUAUGUUGAAGAAAAGAGACAGAGGAAAGACAGCGACCAUGGGACUUAAGGCUGGUUCUAUCAAAGAGAGACGCUUUGGUGAGGAAGAAGUCGGUGGUAUUGAAGGUAUCGAAUUGCUUGAACAGUGGAAGGAAGAUGAAAGGAAGCGGAAACGGGCUGAACAAGGAUUGCCUGAAGAAUUGGGCACAGAUGAGGAAGAAGACGAUGAAGAAGAUUGGAAUGCCUGGGAUGUGGAAUCUGAUGCGGACAGUGAUGAAGGUGGUUGGAUCAACGUCGAGAGUGAUGCUGAAAUUGAAAUCAGUGAUAGUGAAGAUGAAAAGCCUGCCGCGAAGAAAGCGAAGCUCGACAUCAAAGAUGCCGAAAAGUCAGGAGACGCUGAGAAGGAGAAUGCCGAUAAAGUUCUUGAGCAAAAGAUCUCAACAUAUGCAACCACUAAGAUUCUCACUCCUGCUGAUCUUGCAAAGCUUCAAGAGCUUCGUCUUGAGGCCAGCGUGAAUAAAGCAAUGGGUGGGAGAACACAAUCUCAACGAAUGAAAGACGCUGCAGCAAGACACGCAGAUGAUGCUUUGACAGCUGACCAAAUCGAAGGUUUCUCUAAGUUACAAAAGAAUACCAGAGAAGAGAAGAUAGCAAUGGCUAGAGAAGGGAAGGGUGAGCGUAGUGAGCAUAAGUCAACCAAGGCACUUAGGAGAGCAAAGAAGGAUGCCGAGGGCAAGAGUACCACAAAUCAAGAGAAAUCAAGAAAGAAGAAUUUCAUGAUGACGUUGGGUAAGGCUAAAAGUAAGCAAAAGAGAAGUUUGCAACACACUAGAAGGGUGCUCAAGGGUCAUAUUGAUAGGACUAAACGGGGUGGCAAAAGAGGAAAUAUCGGAUGUUAAUUCCUUGGGCUUAAUACUAAAUAAUAGAAAGCAAUUUCAUACAGUUUC